This is a messenger RNA of Penicillium paradoxum, 1086 nucleotides long. RefSeq names its product metal homeostatis BSD2 family protein. Gene Ontology annotation, cellular component: perinuclear region of cytoplasm; endoplasmic reticulum; Golgi apparatus. Lineage: Eukaryota; Fungi; Ascomycota; Eurotiomycetes; Eurotiales; Aspergillaceae. The coding region runs from base 1 to 1086 and encodes 361 amino acids. The record is from RefSeq and is a predicted model, not a curated record. Gene Ontology annotation, biological process: positive regulation of protein ubiquitination; vacuolar transport; metal ion transport. The transcript is spliced from 3 exons.
AUGAGCUCGCAGCGCUAUUCACGGGUGAAUGCCCAUGAUGAAGAGGACGGGUCACAUUCUUAUCCGCUAAACGCGCGAUCCGAAUACAACUCUUCUGCGCCUCCUUUCCGUUCUGGGUCUCGCUCAUCCUCGCCGUCGUCGAGGCGGUUAUUACACGAUGAUCCGCUGCACAAUAAUGAUGAACAAACACUGGCUGACGCCUUCGGGGACGAAGACGCCUCCGAUGAUGACAAUGAACCGGAUGAUAGACAGCGCUUGAUGCGAGCUGACCCCGAGUUCCGGGCUCCCCCGGAUAACACCCAUAUCGCCACUGCAUCCUCAUCGGAGACGAGGGUGGAUGUGCAAGAUCCGACUCGCACGGGACUUCUCAGGCGGCCAACGAUAUUACCAACUUUCACAGCACCCACGUCUGGAGGGAGCCGGCAGAUCGCCCCGUCUAAUGAUGGAGUCUUUGCCAAUCUUGCUGCCAAACCAGAACGGGGCGAGAAGAAUGAGGAUCUUCCUCCUUCAUACGAAGAAGCCGCCGCUGAUGCGACACCCCCGUAUUGGGAGACUACGAUUGUGGCUCCUGGCAUCUCCUCCGACGAGGUCUACGUCGAUGGACUACCCGUUGGCUCUGUUUUCUCCUUUAUCUGGAACGCCAUGAUCUCAAUGUCCUUCCAGCUUGUUGGCUUCUUGCUGACCUAUCUCCUCCAUACCACACACGCCGCAAAGAACGGCAGCCGAGCCGGUCUCGGUCUUACUCUUGUUCAAUACGGCUUUUAUAUGAAAGGUGGCACUGAUAGCUCCGGUUCUGAAGGUGGGGGCUCAGAUUACGUUCCUCCACCUGAUCCCAACAGCCACAACUUCGACCCAAACUCAGUUGGCGAGAGCGGAGGCGAUGGAGGGAGCGGUGCUAUCUCUGGUAUCACCACAAGCGAAUGGAUUUCGUAUGUCCUCAUGAUUGUUGGCUGGUUCAUUUUGAUUCGUGCGGUCAGCGACUUCCUGCGAGCACGACGUCAUGAACAGCUCGUGUUGCAGAGCCCAGAUCGGGGUCUGGGUGUACCAGUCAUCGCAGAAGGCGAGCGGUCCGAGACCGUUGUCUAA